Messenger RNA from Dromiciops gliroides (monito del monte), 3289 nucleotides. It is a transcript of the gene C2H10orf88, whose product is annotated as chromosome 2 C10orf88 homolog. The record is from RefSeq and is a predicted model, not a curated record. Lineage: Eukaryota; Metazoa; Chordata; Mammalia; Microbiotheria; Microbiotheriidae. The transcript has 6 exons. Bases 258 to 1631 code for a protein of 457 amino acids.
CGCCUGGUUCACGUGAUCUCUUCUCUGCCGGCUAAAGCUAACUAAGGUAUCCGGAAGUGGCUCUUUCGCAGGCGAACUCUGCCCGGCCUGAAACACGUGCUCACGAUAGCGAGGUUCCUCUAGCCCCUGCCCCGGUUGGUUCGGUCCAGGUUCGGGGUGGGGGGUGGGGCCGGGCCAGCCCAACCGAGCCAGGGCGGGAAGGGAACGGUUGGCUCGGGAGGCAUAGGCGGCAUCGGUCUGAGGGGCUUGGGGGCGACAUGGAGCCGGGAGUCAAGGACUUCGGGGAGGCUCCCCGUUUAGUGGCCUCCUGCUCAUGGGAGGCCCCUCGGCGUUGCUUGGCCCAGAGCCUGCGUUUGGCCCAGGAGGGCCUCGGAGGCCCUGACAGUGGCAGCGGCGAUGGCCCGGAAGAGGAGGUUCUGGGGCCGCCGGUGCCGGGUGAGGAGCUUGUGCAUUUGAAGAGGAAAGUGGACAAUGAAGAUGAAGGUUCCUGCUUCCUAUACCUGAAGUGUAAUCCUUACAGAUGUGAAGAAAUAGUUUCACUUGGGAUUUUAAGCGAAGCCAGGAAUAUGGAAGUGUAUGCCAAAGAGGAAUAUUGUGGAACCAGCAGAGGAGAGAGUAUUUGUACUGUGCAGCAUAACAGUGAAGAGAUUACUUUAUAUAAGAAAUACCUAAAAUUAGAAUGUCCCACAGACUAUUGUAAAAUCAAGCUGCUCUCUUUUGGUGAUAAACAAAGUAUAUUUGUGAGUAAAAUUGUCGUCCAAGUAAGGGCCGUUUCUGCAAAUUCUUCAACAAGCUUUCCUGCUCUAGGAUCAAGAAUAGAUCUAGACAGAGUUCAAACUAUGAUGGAAUCCAUGGGGUCAAAAUUAUCACCAGGUGCUCAACAACUCAUGAACAUGGUUCGAUUUCAACAACGGAAUUGUAUUCCUUUUGGAGAGCAACUUCAGUGUAUUUUGGGAAAGAAAGAACCAGCUGUUUUUGGAGAUGAAUAUAUGCUUGAUGGAUUGCACAAGUCAACAGCUUCAGGAGUAUUAGACAAGUCAUCCACUAUACCCCUUCCUUUUAAGUCUGGAUUGACAUCUGGAGCAGUCACUGAAGAAAUAAAGGCUUACAUUGACAAAAACACAGAACUACCUAUUAGAGGAAAUAUAGGAAGUAUUCCAGAUCUUGAAGAAUGUAAAAGUAUACAACAAAACAAUAUUCUUCCUGAAAAUGAUCUUAAAAUUUUAGUAUCUUCUUGGUUGCAAAAGAAAGCAAAUGAUAACUCAAAUAUACCUAGUUCUGAGCUGCUUCCUUUUCUUCAAAACUUGUGUAGUCAAGUAAACCAUCUCCGUGUAGGAGACAAGAAUAAGCCUCAGGGAAACAAUACGAAGCCAAAUGAAGGCAUUAUAAGCAUUGGAGUAGAACAGCAGCCUAUUUGUUCCUACUUGGAAAAGAUAAUUUCUAAAAAUAUGGAACUCAUGGAAAAGAAACUUAUGGACUACAUUGACCAGCGUAUGUACAAACUCCAAGAGCACAUAGAUAAUAAAAUUGUUCUGUUAAUGGACUUGCUGCAAAAUCCCAAUUCCACAUCUACCCGUGUGACACAAGAACAUUACGAUUCUGGAGAGAGACUUUCAAAUGGCGAGCGAUAACUCAGUAUUGUUAUGAACAACUGAUACCUAUUAGGCAUAUGCACACAAAACCCAGACCUCCAGAAGGUUUGGAGGGAAAUGAUUCAGUUUGAUAUCCUUCCAAAGGUUAUUAUCUGGUUAACAUGAAACAACCUCAGUGUUCACGUUUUAUUGCACUUGUUACUGUAAUUCUCAGUAUUGUACACUAAAAGUUAACCUGCUAGUGUCAUAAGAUUUUUACUAGCAGUAUUUUUCACUCUUACAAGACCUUACUUCUGUGGCUUUAUUCCUUAAAAAGAAGCUGUUUUAAAAGAGCCACUUUUAGAAUUCAACACAAUUUACUGUGAUCUCGAUAUGCCCUUUAAAGAGAGGAACAUUUUUCUAUUUAUAUAAAUAAAGACCUUAAUUGUUUUGUAAUUUUUAAAGUUCUGAAAAACUGCUUAAAAAAGAUUUGAUUGAUGUGUUGGUUUUGUGCUGUUUCUAAUUGAAUUUUAUUGGAAAACUGAAUAUUCUCAGACAUGGGGACUUUGGUUUAGAUGACCAUCUUAAACCUAGCAUGGUAUGGGUUACUUGAGACAGAAAACUAUAUCUAAUGUUUGGUAUAUGUAAAAUUAAUUAACCAUGGGGUCAUUAAUCAAUCUUCAAGCCAUGUAGGUUGGAAUAGGGCAGGAGAAAUCAUUAUUGGUAUCCCCAUUGGUAGGAUUAUUAUUUGACUCUGGUCAUCGUUAAAUAAGUUCAUUGUCUGUGAUGUUAAUUUGUGCUUGCUAAUUCUAACCCUGUUCUUGAUGGGUGGGCAAAGUGAGGGUCUCUUUAUAUGCAGGGUCAGGUUCCUUCUUCCACAGAUAUUUGCUGAAGUGGUUAAAUAUGAAAUGCUACUUUGUAGCAUUAUCAGGGUUUAAGUUAAUGGAGUUGGGGCAUUGAAAGUCUCUUUGGGACACAUAAUUUCCAGAAUUUACUACUAGUGCAUACGUUUAAGAAAAUAUAUUCAUUUCUAAAAACAAAUCUGUUCAUUCUGAAAACCACUUAAUCUAAAUGAAUUGGAAUCCCCUAUUGCAUAUAUUUGAAUGGUAGGUAAUAUUUUUGCUUAAGGUAAUUUGACUCCCUUUUUAGUGAGAUAUGAUGUUUUUUCUUGGUUAAUACUUUUGUUGAGUUAGUUCCUUAAGCAAGGGCUAUAUGAUUAUAAGGCCUAUAUAUAGGAUACUUACUAUAGGAUGUUCUAUAAUUAAAACAGUAAAACCCAAACAAUAAAAAAACUUUUUCCAGCACAUACUAUUGUGAGUUAGAUUUUGAAAUUAAAAGUAAUGUAGGGAGAUAUGGUAGAGAGACUUCUUAAAAACUCUUAGUCUAAUUUUGUACUUCAAACUAUUUGGAGAAAUGAAUCUGUUUUCAUUAGAAUGUGUGAAAAAACAAAAUGCAGAGAGUAACCAACUCUCUUGUCCUUUUUGUGUGCAAAAUACCUUACCAAAAAUAACUGUAUUCAUCUUUUGGAUUGUAUUUAUUUGAAAUAGUCUUGGCAUUAUUUAUUAUAAAUUAUAUGUAUUUUUACCAAGAAUUUUGGUGAAUUUGACUCCUGUAGCAUUAAUGGGGAUAUGGAUUUCUUUGUAAAACAGUAUAGUGGGCUGUUCAAUUUAAGGUAUAUCUUACCGCUGUUUCAUUAAAUGAAAUAUACUUUUACCAAA